Dendronephthya gigantea is the source of this 2692-nucleotide messenger RNA. Its product is annotated as T-box-containing protein TBX6L-like. Gene Ontology annotation, molecular function: RNA polymerase II cis-regulatory region sequence-specific DNA binding; DNA-binding transcription factor activity, RNA polymerase II-specific. The record is from RefSeq and is a predicted model, not a curated record. Gene Ontology annotation, biological process: regulation of transcription by RNA polymerase II; positive regulation of DNA-templated transcription; cell fate specification. The transcript has 6 exons. The coding region runs from base 242 to 1756 and encodes 504 amino acids. Gene Ontology annotation, cellular component: nucleus. Lineage: Eukaryota; Metazoa; Cnidaria; Anthozoa; Malacalcyonacea; Nephtheidae.
UGUAACGAGCACAUAAUUAUUUUGUCACAUACAAAUUAUCUCGUCCUGAUCGUAACAUAGAUCGCAGCGUACAGGUUUCCGUAUCGAAAAUAGGCCAUCGAGACAUCGUGUUACCGUCGCAACAGCUGAUGUGAAUUUAGAAAGCAUUGUAAUCUGCCAUAGUUUGUUUGUCACCGGAUUAUAGAGCUCGAUAUAUCCUGGUUUUGUAUAAGACCAAGACGCUCUAUACUAUAAUUCUGAAAUGGCAAACUUAGGCCACACUCAGCUAACACGUGGAAGUGGUUCAUUCCAAGUUUCACCCAUAGCGAUGCCAUCCACAGGGAGCUACAUCUUCAGGGAUAUUUCUGACUACCACAGAAACACGGGAGGACUUCACUCGCCCUAUGGUAGGACUCCAAGCUAUUGUGAGGAUUACCCUUACCCAGCAGCAGCGAACCACCAGGGAAACCCGCUCAGUGCACUUUUCUCUAGCACCUCAGCUGGACUGCUUGGUAGCACUGGCUUUCUUGACAUGCAGGACGUUAAGAAAAAGCCAAAUGGAAAUAUUCGAGUUGAACUCGAUAACAGAACGUUGUGGAAAGGAUUUAACGAGUACGGUACAGAGAUGAUAAUCACUAAGGCUGGAAGGAGAAUGUUCCCAACAAUUAGGGUCAAACUGGAAGGUUUGGAUCCCAAAACAAAAUACAUUCUGGUAAUGGACAUUGUUCCUGUCGAUGAUAACCGCUAUAAGUACCAUAACGGGGAGUGGAUCGUCUCGGGAAAGGCAGAACCGCCACAUCCAUCAAGAUUAUACAUCCACACUGAUUCUCCCGCAACUGGGGCACAAUGGAUGAGGCAGAUUGUCUCUUUUCAGAAACUCAAGCUCACCAACAGCCAAGUGGAUCAACAAGGACAUAUCAUUCUCAACUCGAUGCACAAGUAUCAGCCUCGGUUACAUGUGGUCCAGGCGAACGAAUACAAUGCAUUGAACGGACGAAGUGCUUUUGAAACAUUCAUUUUCCCUGAGACAGAAUUCAUGGCAGUAACAGCUUAUCAAAACCCUCAGAUAACACAACUAAAGAUUGAGAACAAUCCGUUCGCCAAGGGUUUUCGUGGUGCGUGCAACACGUUUAGUUCGUCAACGUACGGAGGAACGAAACGCAAGCUCGAGGAGGACACAGAUGAGACUGGACCGAGUAGCCGAAUAUCACCUCGAAUGAUGAAAUUAACCAAUUGCAGCAGCCCAUCUUCUGUAUGCGUGACAUCAUCGCCACGUCACGUGAUCCAUCAUUACACAACAGCUUCUUCUGAUCCUCAGAGUCAGGAAAAUGGUCCUUACGAUUGCAUGCAGAGCAUCACAAACAUUGGCAAGACGCCGUCGCCUUGCAACGAAUGGCGCGAGGAGAGUAAUACGUCGCCUGCAGUCGCACCUGUCUGUCCAGUCCCUCUCCCGGCCGGAGAUUCGCCAGCGUACCGGAGUCCCUUUAACAAGACGAACUGUCGAUUUUCAGUGAUGACGUCAUACUCGCCGUACCAUCAAGGUUUGUACGCGGGCUCACAAGACCAACCCCCGAUUCAACAUCCGUACACUGUGGGGCAUCAUUUUGCGGGACACACGGGCGACCAUUCCUCGCCAUAUUAUCGUUAUAUGCCCACUGAACUUUACUCAGGAAAUUUCCUAAAAGGACAAGAUUGCGUCGCGAAUGGGUUCGUAAGCCUACCCAUUACAAAUCAAAAUGGCCACUUAAAUAACACCAACCAAGACUUUGGUUCAUAACCAGAAGUGCAAAGCACUCAACACUUUCUUACGGUAUUUUAACAACUUUGUAGAGGGGAAAAAAUAGAAGAUUUUUAGACGAAAACGCGGUUCAAGGCUGUCGUUAAGGCGAAAAGAACCAGGCAGAAAUCCCAUGUACAAUAUAUUUAAAAUUUUUACUAAAGCAUUGGAGAUUGAGAGUUUGAAAACUCGUUCACUUUUAACGUUACGCUAAAGUUUUCGGUGCGAUGAAGAAUAUUUUCAAAGAACAAAGGAGUUUUUGGUUUUCGCUUUUUUGGCAGCGGCUCCGUGAAGAAGGUACAUUUUAUUGUCUACUGCAAUCCUCUUGGAAGAAAACAUUGGUCUGAAGUCGAGAAACUAGCGCAGGGCAAACACAAGACAGUGAAAAUAUGGCCUUAAUUCGGAAGCACCUUAGAUGCUGUAAAAAGAACUUCUCUUCGAGGGAUUCUUGGCGAGUCGUGCCUGUCCGACGAACGAUAUGAAAAUAUUCUUGUGGUGUUUGGGAAAUUAGGAAAUAUACAAAUCUUCUCCGUCAUUUUAAUUACGAACGUCACAAAUUAUCCGUUUCAAUCAUCUCUUCAAUGUCCGCGUAAUUAAUAUUUUUGUCGACGCUUUUUUGAGGAUUUCAAGAAGAAUGAAUUUGUCUCAAAACAACGCUAAAUUAUGAUUAAAAUGUAUAGAAAUUAUGUUAAUAGCCAGAAUUGAUGAAUAAAUUAUAUCCAGGUGUUAGCUUUAGUUUAAAACGUGUUGAUCUUUCAAUAUUUGCAUCUUGAAAAGGCGGUUUGUACUGAUAUUAUCAUUAUUAUCUGGCUUGUUUUGUGGUGAUAAUUUACAUUUCCAGCCGCCCUUGGCCCAGACGUUUUGUUCAGUUAACCCGAAGACAGGUGAAAGUUGAAAUUAAAUCGAUCUCUGCAUGUUCCAUCGUCUAAUUUUCCU